This is a messenger RNA of Penicillium pulvis, 2100 nucleotides long. RefSeq names its product Sec1 family protein. The record is from RefSeq and is a predicted model, not a curated record. The coding region runs from base 1 to 2100 and encodes 699 amino acids. Gene Ontology annotation, biological process: intracellular protein transport; vesicle-mediated transport. Gene Ontology annotation, molecular function: syntaxin binding. The transcript has 7 exons. NCBI's taxonomy places the organism in Eukaryota, Fungi, Ascomycota, Eurotiomycetes, Eurotiales, Aspergillaceae. Gene Ontology annotation, cellular component: secretory granule; plasma membrane.
AUGGGCGCUUCUGUAAUUGAAAUCCAGCGCGACAUUAUUCUAAACACGAUCCGCCAAUCCGUCGGCCACGAAUGGAAAGUUCUGGUAGUCGAUGAACAAAGCAGGAAAUUAAUCAAUGCCGCCGUCAAAGAGGAAGAGAUCCUCAACCUGAACGUCUCCAAUGUCGAACAGAUCGAGCACCGACGGCCGUCCAACCCGGACAUGGACGCGCUAUACAUAUUAUCCCCGGAAUCAUGGAUUGUGGAUUGUCUCAUGGCCGAUUUCGAGGUCAGACGGUACCGGAAGGCAUUCCUAGUUUGGACCUCUUUCCUCGACCCGCAGCUCCGGCAGCGACUUGACCGAUCUGAUAUGGCACGGGAACGGAUUGCCGACUAUCGUAUCAUGAACAUCAGUUUUUACCCUCGAGAGUCACAUUUGGUCACCUUCCGCGAUCCAUACAGCUUCCCGAUUCUGUUCCAUCCAGGCUGCAACAAUUUGAUCCGUAAACAUCUUCAAGAGCUGGCUCAAAAGAUUGUCUCCCUCUGCGCUUGCUUGGGCGAGUAUCCAAUCAUCCGCUAUUUCAAGCCACGAGCCCCUACUCACGAAGCUGCUGUCCUUUGCUCCCAUUUGGCGCGGUUUGUUCAGAAUGAAUUGGAUCAGUUCGCCCAAUUCCAACGCGAUUUCCCGCCACAGACUAACCGACCUCGGGGCGUUUUGCUCAUCGUGGACCGGUCCAUGGACACAUUCGCCCCUCUUCUCCAUGAGUUCACAUUCCAAGCUAUGGCUCAUGACCUUCUCCCGAUCAAGGAUGGGGACAAAGUCACAUACAAAACAGUGCUCCACGAAGGCAAGGAGAACGAAGAGCAGAAAGAUAUGGAGAUUGGUGAACAUGAUAAAGUGUGGGUGUCGUACAGGCACAUGCACAUGAAGGAUUUACUUGGAAAAUUAGGAGAAGAUUUUGCCAAGUUCAGAGCCGCCAACCCUCAGUUUGCUGAAGAUAACGACAAGACAAGCGUGAACACAAUCAAAGAUAUGCUCGGAGGACUGACCGAGUUCACGGAAGGCAAGGAUGCAUACACCCUGCAUUUGAACAUGGCAGAAGAGUGCAUGAAAUACUUCCAACAGCACAAACUCUUGGAAGUGAGCUCCAUUGAGCAAUCAUUUGCUACCGGUCUCGAUGAGAACUACAAAAAGGCCAAAAAUCUGGCAGCACAGCUUGUUCAAUUACUCGACGAUGAGCAGGUCAUUCAUUCCGACCGACUUCGGUUAAUUCUGUUGUACAUCAUGUACCGUUACGGCUUGCUAGGCGGGGAUAUCCGAAAGCUCAUGGCGCACUCCGACCUACCAGGGCGCAAUGGGGACGUUAUUGCGAACCUGGAGCUCUUGGGUGUACGCGUCGAAAAGCCACUCAAAGACGAUAAACCACCACCACAGCCUUUGUUCAACCGGUGUGCCCCACCUCCAGAGGGAGAAGAGAUCAGCCUGACACGGUACGAGCUGGGCGUCAAGCAAAUGCUCGAGGAACAAAUCCGGGGGUCACUGGACACUACCACCUUCCCAUUUACCCGACCUCACACAGAUGCCGAUGGUAGCAUGGCCGCGCAGGACAUGUUAUCGCAGCAGACCUCUCUUCGCAGCGCCAAACCUACUUGGGCCCGCACACGAAGUGUUGACCAGCCCCGCCAACGUAUCAUCGUCUUCAUGGCCGGUGGUGCCACCUAUUCCGAGUCCCGCGCCUGCUACGAGGUCUCCCAAGCCCACAAUCGAGACGUCUUCCUCGCUACAACACACAUGCUCAACCCGGGCCUGUUCAUGCGCCAAGUGGGCGAUCUCAGCGUUGACAAACGCCGGCUGGAUAUUCCGGCUGAGCGUCCAAAGCCCACUGCCCCCGCUCAUCUAUUCGAGCGUGAACCACCGCCUGCCCCAGCAGCACCACCGCAGAAGAAAAAGCCGGUUGCCACCCCGAACCCGCCCACCCCGCCUACAGCGCAGAUGGCAAACAUGUCCAUGAAGAACGGAUCAAAUGGAACACCACCACCCCCGUCUAGCGGGAAAAUCCACAAGAAAGAUAAGGAGAAGAAGGAAAAGGAAAAGAAAGACAAGAAGUACCGUUUCUUCUAG